AUGGUAGGGUGUCAAACAGAGUAAAGGACUAUUCAAAUGACCUGGAAAAUAUUUAUAAUUUUUUUGUCAGUGCGAAUUACACGGCUACAAUUACUUGAUAUAACUUAUUUCUUAAUUGUGAAGCCCCCCGCUCUAUUAACCGCCCCCCCCCCCCACACACACACUCUCUUCACAACUAAGAAUCAUAUGCGUAUUAAUUAAUAUAUAUAUUAAUUGGCCUGGUCCUUCACGUUAAUUUACUGCAUUAAAACUGUGUUUAAGCAACGCCCUCUUCAAUUAAUCCCCCUCAAACAUGGCUUAGUUUAUUAAUGUGUAUUGCACCCUCACUGUGCCUUAGUAAUAGAGGACUUAGGGUAACAUGCAAUAUGGUGCAUUUAUUUUGCCAGAGAACAACCAAUCUGCAACAUCUAUUGUUUGCGUUUGUCAGUUGCUUAAUAUCUUAAUUUGUGUUUAGGGUGGUAAUAAUGCAGUACACACAGUUUCAGAUGGUACUACCACGUUCUUCUUUCAUUUCAUUCCAAGGUAUGGAAGAACAAGACCUUUGUUAGGAUUGUAGAUUUUAGGAUUUUUUUCUGAUACGAUACGUGCCAAUACACAUUUCUGGAGAGUACGUCAUCUUGGCUUGGUUCCAAACUUGUUACAACAACUGAGAACAAGCAGUACGAACACAACUUUUCGACAGCUUGUGAACAGAUUUGUAACAACGUACCUGUUGGCAGACGUGUAACAACUUGUACGUUUUUAUAUCCGUAAUACAAAGCACUGCUAAUUUGAAUCUAUUAUAAAUUUCUUUUUCAGGGCUGCUUCGAAAGAACUUCCUUCCUUCCUUCCUUCCUUCCGAACUCGUUCUAAAGCGCUACCGUCGUCAGCAGUAUCGUUCCUAUAUUUCUACAACUAUCUCGACGAACUGGCGAUGGAUUUAUGCGCUUCAAUCCCAGCCGAGGGUCAGGGGCUCAACUAUGCCGUGCGCCGAACAUGUGGUAAACACGAGUACUCACGUGCAACCAAAUAUGUACGGACAGAAGCCUGA
Messenger RNA from Paramuricea clavata, 1030 nucleotides. Lineage: Eukaryota; Metazoa; Cnidaria; Anthozoa; Malacalcyonacea; Plexauridae. The record is from the annotation of a GenBank genome assembly.